Sarcophilus harrisii (Tasmanian devil) is the source of this 2343-nucleotide messenger RNA. It is a transcript of the gene GTF2A2, whose product is annotated as general transcription factor IIA subunit 2. NCBI's taxonomy places the organism in Eukaryota, Metazoa, Chordata, Mammalia, Dasyuromorphia, Dasyuridae. Bases 239 to 556 code for a protein of 105 amino acids. Gene Ontology annotation, molecular function: RNA polymerase II general transcription initiation factor activity; TBP-class protein binding. Gene Ontology annotation, cellular component: transcription factor TFIIA complex. Gene Ontology annotation, biological process: RNA polymerase II preinitiation complex assembly; transcription initiation at RNA polymerase II promoter. The transcript has 5 exons. The record is from RefSeq and is a predicted model, not a curated record.
CGUCACUUCCUCCGGGGGCGGUGCCCUGAGCACAUCCGGGUCGCGCGCCCGGGUUUUUGGUGACCGGGGCCGCGGAAGAGGCGGCGGGGACCAACGAAGGGACGGGCUCUGCGCCUCUUCGGCUCCCAGCGCUCGGCGGUGGAGGGCGUUUUCCCCGAAGGACAUCCAUGAAACCCUGAUAUUUGUGGGCAGUUUUACAGCUGGAUGAUAAGAAAAAUUGAACUCUUCUUCUUACGUCAUGGCAUAUCAAUUAUAUAGAAAUACUACUCUGGGAAAUAGCCUUCAGGAAAGCCUCGAUGAGCUCAUACAGUCUCAACAGAUCACCCCCCAGCUUGCCCUUCAAGUCCUACUUCAGUUUGACAAGGCUAUAAAUUCAGCAUUGGCUCAGCGAGUCAGGAACAGAGUCAAUUUCAGGGGCUCUCUAAAUACGUACAGAUUCUGCGAUAAUGUAUGGACUUUUGUAUUGAAUGAUGUUGAAUUCAGAGAGGUGACAGAGCUUAUUAAAGUGGAUAAAGUGAAAAUUGUCGCCUGUGAUGGUAAAAGGGACAGAAUCUAAAGUGUGCCUCAUAAUUUUAUUGCAAAGACUCCUUGUAAGUAUAUGAUUGAAUAGCAAAAGGAAGAAAGAAAUUAAAUUCACUGUCUUCAAAGAACAAAAAACAGAUUACUUCCUGAGGUCUUUCAGACCUUAGAAGCAUUCCAAGAAGGAACAUUUAUAUUCUUUUACUGUAGCAUUCCUAGGAACAGGUAGCUUUCCUUUAAUUUCUGGUUUUAAUGUCCUUGACAGAUGACAGCUAUUAUAAGUUACAAUUUACUUUGGUAAUAAUAUUUUUGUCCUUGUAAUACUUUGAUGAUGCACAUAGGCACCUCAAUAGAAUGCAGGCUUUUGGGGAGUAACGAAUGUUUCAUUUUGUUUUUGUAGCUUCAGUGCCUUGCAUAAUGCUUGGCAUAGAAUAAACAGUUAUAGUUAAUAGUUCAGAGAAUCUCUAAAUGUGUAGAGGGGGUUUUUAAAAAUAGAUUCUUGUAUCAGAUUUAGGCUUAUAACUCUUAACUUCAUCAGUUUCUCUUGUUUUGCUAGCCGAAUAACUUCACUGUUAUAGGCUAUUACAACAAAAGUAAUUUCAAAUAUAGAUAUAAUUAGAAUAAGAUCUCAUUUUUUAAACGGUGACUUGUCCAGCAACUUCCACUAUUAUGAAAAAUCCAAGAAUCAGAAAAUAAGCCUGAAAAAAGGCAGCCAGGGCCUCUGUUCUCAAGAUUGUGUACUUUAUUAGUAGUAUGCCUUCUCUUCUCACCUAGCACCUGUUGAUGCUUAUAUUAGACACAUUCUCACAGAAAUAAGAUUAUGUUUUUCAAAUUAGAAACAGCAAUUUAGGUUGGGCUACUUAGAGGCACAUUGAGCAUAAUAUAUAAUAGCUAGUAACAAGGAAAAGAUACAAAUAUAAAUGGAAAGAAAAUAUUUUAGAAAACUAUUUGAAUCUAUUUCUUGUAAAAAAUAAAGAGCCUCAUAUACUUAUGUAGCCCUUGAGGACCUCACUGCUAACAUAUAAAAGUAUUAUGAAGUGAUAAUUCAUGAAGAUCCUAAGUAUUCAAGAAAAGAUGAAGUUUUGAUUAGCAUAGUAUUUAAGAAGGUAAGGAAGUAUAUGAUACAUUUUGGAAAGAAUUCUAUCCUAAUUAAUCAAAAACAGGUUAGUGUUUUUAAUUCUCUUAUAUAAAACACUUCUUUCUUUGACAGUGCAAGAAGUUAAAUGAAACAUUGCUGUCAAAUAGAUCUCAUUUUAAAAAAAACCAACUGGCUGAAAGAAAAAUAAUCAUCAUUUCUGCUCAGAAACUUUUCAUUACCCCUGAAAAAGGUCUCAGUUCUUUAGCUUGACAUUUUGCCUUAAUCUGAUUUCAGCAUAAUACUUCCCAGUUAUAUACCCUUUUAAAUUCUAACACUCUUUUUUACUUGCCAUGUUCUCACUCACUUUCCUGAUAUUAAUUCUGUUGUAUCCCUGCCUAUACAAAGAUUUCUCUUAUUUUUUCCAUAUCGAAGUGAUCUUUCCCUCCUGUCUCAGCAUUUUUUGUCUAUUCCUUGGGUAUGCACUAUUCUUCCAAUUUGUAUUAAAGUUCUUUGUGUUUUCCUCUAUUAGUCUAUAAACUCUUUCAUGACCAUAAUGAUUAGUCAUGCUUAAAUAUCCAGUGUCUUGCACAAAAUAAAUGGUUAGUAAAUGUUAAAUUGUUAGUCAACUAACUUUUUUAGAUAUAUGUAUGUAAAUAUACACACAUGUACAUGCACGCACACACAUACACACACUGCUUCUGCACUGUCAUAUCUUAACAGAAUCUAUCCCUUUUAUGGCCAAAAAA